AAUACCCGAAAACCGACUCUCUCUCCCUCCCACUCCUUCCCUCACUUUCUCUUUCAAACCCUAACCCCCAAACUUCCCCAGCACACCAAACCCCCUCCCAAGAUGCUGGAGCUCAGGCUCGUUCAGGGCAGCCUGUUGAAGAAGGUCCUGGAGUCGAUCAAGGACCUGGUCAACGACGCCAACUUCGACUGCUCCGCCACCGGCUUCUCACUCCAGGCCAUGGACUCGAGCCACGUCGCUCUGGUCGCGCUCCUGCUCAGAUCCGAGGGGUUCGAGCACUACCGGUGCGACCGGAACAUAUCCAUGGGCAUAAAUCUUAACAAUAUGGCCAAGAUGCUCAAGUGCGCCGGUAACGAUGAUAUUAUCACGCUUAAGGCGGACGACGGGAGCGAUACCGUCACCUUCAUGUUCGAAAGUCCAACUCAAGAUAAGAUUGCCGAUUUUGAGAUGAAGUUGAUGGACAUCGAUAGUGAGCAUCUUGGAAUUCCGGAAGCCGACUACCAUGCUAUUGUCCGGAUGCCCUCAUCAGAAUUUGCCAGGAUUUGUAAAGAUCUUAGCAGUAUUGGUGACACUGUUGUGAUAUCUGUGACAAAGGAAGGUGUCAGGUUCUCUACAAGAGGUGAUAUUGGGACUGCAAAUGUUGUUUGUCGCCAGAAUACCACGGUAGACAAGCCUGAAGAAGCUACAAUCAUAGAGAUGAAUGAGCCAGUAUCACUUACAUUUGCUCUAAGAUACAUGAACUCCUUCACAAAGGCAACCCCAUUGUCAAGCACAGUCACAUUAAGCUUAUCUUCCGAGCUACCAGUUGUGGUUGAGUACAAGAUUGCGGAAAUGGGUUAUAUCAGGUUCUACUUGGCUCCUAAGAUCGAAGAGGAUGAUGACGAGGCAAAACCUUAAAGGUUAAACUUCCCAAAUUUUGGACUUCAGGCUACAGCUUCCCGUGUCUUGCCUUAAAUCAUCCUGUGUCCUAACUAAGAAAACGUUUCUCAUAUUUGUCGUAAAAAUUGCGCCAUUGGAGGCAAGUAGUUGAUGGUGGUUCUGAAAAAUGUUGCUCUUUUUCAUAAUUUCCCCUGUUUUAGUGUGUUUUUUAGCAGACAUUGUGGUUAACACUAGUUGAUGUAUCAUGUUAUUUUAGCUGAAA
This is a messenger RNA of Rhododendron vialii, 1141 nucleotides long. RefSeq names its product proliferating cell nuclear antigen. Lineage: Eukaryota; Viridiplantae; Streptophyta; Magnoliopsida; Ericales; Ericaceae. The transcript has 4 exons. Bases 103 to 897 code for a protein of 264 amino acids. Gene Ontology annotation, cellular component: PCNA complex. Gene Ontology annotation, biological process: translesion synthesis; regulation of DNA replication; mismatch repair. The record is from RefSeq and is a predicted model, not a curated record. Gene Ontology annotation, molecular function: DNA binding; DNA polymerase processivity factor activity.